GAAAAAAAAGAAUUAAAAAAAGAAAACAAAAAGUCAGCGUUUGUGAUGUUGGAGUGUGCGUUGUCUUCUCUCAUCCAGUUUUCUGAGGUUCUAGUCUGCCUGUUCCCCAACUCUGCUGGAGUGCACAGCUUUGUCCCUGCUGGUAUGGCCUGAAAUGGGAAGACUUCAGCAUUCUUUCCUUGUUACACAGAACAGCUAGCAGAUUUUGAGUCUGCUGGUACUCUAACCAGCCUAUCCAUUCCUCCAUCGUCCACUUAUAUUGGCCCUUUCUUGAUAACCCCUUCUAUUUAUUCAUUAUUAUUCUAUAUCAUUACAGUGUAGCGAAGCAAAUGCAAGCAUAUGUAAAUAAACUUCCCCCUUUUAUUUCAGUGAUGCCAUAUUCUACAUUUCUUUGUCUUCUAAAUUUAUCUCUGUAUCAAAAGCUUUCCUCAUCUUUGUUUCCAGCGUGAUAGUACUCCAUCAUGUGCCUAUACCAUAUUUAACUUGUUCACCCACUUUUAGACUGUUGGAGUAUUUUCAUUUAUUAUUAUAGUGUUAUGGUAUAUAAAUCAUAUCAUAUUGCUUAACUAUAGCUGAUACUCCUGAGUGAAGCCUACGUUAGGAUCUCAUAAAAAAGCCAGUCAAAUCCUACUUCCUCUGAGGUAUAUGCUCUUCUAACUACUGCAGACACUUCAGUGUGCUCAAUGGGUACUAUUGUACAAGUUGCUCACACCUUUUGUACAAGUAAUUGUUGCUAUGAUAAUGAAAAUAAGUGCUAGUCUUUGUUAGUGUUUGGCCUCUGGGGGCAUCAAACCCAAUUAUAAAAUACUGAAGUCAGUCUGGGUGUGGUGGCUCAUGCCUUCAAUCCCAGCACUCCAGAGGCAAAAACUGAAUGGUGUCUGUGAGUUCAAAGCCAGGCUGGUCUACAUAAUGAGUUCCAAGAGAGCCUGAACUACAUGGAGAAACCCUGUCUCAAAAAAAAAAAAAAAAAAAAAAAAAGGGGGAGAGAGAGAGAGAGAAUCAGAAGAACUGCUAUGAGUUCCAGGCUAGUCUGAGCUGAGCUACAAAAGUAGGUUAAGUUGGUUGGGGCAGUUGAUUUGGUUAUUUGGUUUGUGGACAUUUUGCAAAAGCCUUACAAAUAGGAGUAAAAUAGGAGUACUACAUUCACAUGUAAAGAUGCACAGAACUUAACAUGUACAGCUGUCAUGAUCAUAAAGCGAAGUUUAAAGAUUUUUAGUCGCACAUUGGUGUGGUGGUAUUUAGUCCCUUGCUGUUUCCUACUGCAUUUAUGUUUGACAUCCCACAUGGGCUGUAAACUCUCAGACUUGGGUGCUGAGAGCCGAACUUGGGUCCUCAGGAAGAGCAGAAUGCAUUCUUAACCACUGAGCUAUUUCCCGCCCCAAGGUGUGCCUUUCCUUGACAGACUAAAGCAGACAAAUGAAUUUGAAGCCAGCAAGAUUCGGGGCACACUAUGCCCUGAAGACAAAAUUACAUACCAAGACCUUGUCCCAAAAUGUGUGUGUGACAGAGAAUGUACGAAGUCAUCCGGAAGCGUCUUCUGAUAGAUGGAGACGGUGCUGGAGAUGAUCGGAGAAUUAAUCUCCUAGUGAAAAGCUUCAUUAAAUGGUGUAACUCUGGAUCCCAAGAGGAAGGAUACAGCCAGUACCAGCGGAUGCUGAGCACGCUGUCUCAGUGUGAGUUCUCAAUGGGCAAAACGCUGCUGGUGUAUGAUAUGAACCUCAGAGAAAUGGAAAACUAUGAAAAAAUAUACAAAGAAAUAGAAUGCAGUAUUGCUGGAGCACAUGAAAAAAUUGCUGAGUGUAAAAAGCAGAUUCUUCAGGCAAAACGAAUACGAAAAAAUCGACAAGAAUAUGACGCUUUGGCCAAAGUUAUCCAGCAUCAUCCGGACAGGCAUGAGACACUGAAGGAGCUAGAGGCUCUGGGCAAAGAAUUAGAGCAUCUCUCGCAUAUUAAAGAAAGUGUUGAAGAUAAGCUGGAAUUGAGACGGAAACAAUUUCACGUUCUUCUUAGUACCAUCCAUGAACUUCAACAGACAUUGGAGAAUGACGACAAGCUGUCAGAGGUGGAAGAAGCUCAAGAAAGCGCCAUGGAGGCAGACCCUAAGCCAUAGAUGGUGACGUCGCUGUCCGUCCGCCCGCAAGGACAGGCAAUAGCUGCAUGGGCUUCCUGGGUUCGAUUUCAACUUCGGCAGUGAAAUACUUUGCUUUCAAAUAUUAAUUCAUGCCUCAUUUGUAUUUCUUCACACAAGGAAAUGUAUCCAUGUAUAUGUAUUUUUAAAUGCAUUUUUAUCCUUAAACCUAGAAUUCAGCAUCGGAAAAUAUUUAAUAAAAUAUCUCCAGCAGGA
Rattus norvegicus (Norway rat) is the source of this 2344-nucleotide messenger RNA. Lineage: Eukaryota; Metazoa; Chordata; Mammalia; Rodentia; Muridae. The record is from RefSeq and is a predicted model, not a curated record.